Messenger RNA from Caenorhabditis auriculariae, 2200 nucleotides. Lineage: Eukaryota; Metazoa; Nematoda; Chromadorea; Rhabditida; Rhabditidae. The record is from the annotation of a GenBank genome assembly.
AUGCCGAAUCGUAAGCGAGCCAUGACAUCACCAAUAGAUGCAAGCGUCAAAAAGGCCAACCUUGAGGUUUUUUUGAAUUACAUUUCUUUUAUGAAGUUUUUUAAACAAUAAGUUUUUAUUCAAGAUAAGAUGAAGGUUUCGAUAUUUGGAUAAGAUUAAAAAUUCAUUUCGUAAAUAAAUGUUGAACUUUGGAAUUUAAGAAGCCACUGCCCCUUGCUCUCAACGUAGAAGCUCCGUACAGUGAUGAACCUCUGGCGGCUGCCGAACGAGCUCGAAUCGACUAUUCUGAGAAAAUCACGCUGGAAAUGGCAAAAAACAACACGGGUAAGGUCAAAUCGCAAUUUCGAAAGAAACGCGUUUGUUCAGCUGGGCGCCCCGUCCGAAUCUACGCCGAUGGUAUUUACGAUCUUUUCCACUACGGGCACGCAAAUCAGCUGCGACAGGCGAAAAACGCUUUCCCUAACGUCUACCUCAUCGUAGGAGGUCGGUACAUUUUCAGCUGAAAACGCAUAUUUUGAAAGUUGGUCAGAGAGGGUUAUCAAUACAAUUUGAAAACUUUGAAACAUUUAAUCUGCAUAUAAUACUAGUUCACGAAAGAUUUUGAAAAAAAAAACAAAGAAGUUUCUUUUGAAAUCUCUCUAUGGGCCAAUUAAUUGAAAAGUGCGUUCUCAGAAGCUUCGCAACUUGACAUCAUAUAUCCCUUUAUGAAAUUUCAAAACAUAUAUUAUGGUUUAAUAUAUUCACUGUUGGUUUGAGACAUCUCGCACUGAGUUCCAGAAACACCAAUUCCCAAAUAAAGUUCAUAAAAUGGUCUUAGUUUCUGUCUGAAGCUUGCGGUCAAAAUAUUCACAUUGAACCGUCGAUGAAAAAAUGUAUUGGUCUUCGGAAAAAACUGAGUUAAUUUUUCAUAACCACCUGCUCUUUUGAAGGCAGUUUUUCACUGUUAGUGUGAAGGCGUGUUAGAAUGUUUUUCUUUUCUUCACUCAAGUAUGAUGAUUGAUCGCUUUAACAAAAACUUUUGAUUUCUCCAAAGCUUUCUUGGUUUUUUUGCUCAGAGAAGUGUCUGGCGCCUUUGAAAACAUUUUAUCCACAUCUUUGCACUAUCUAAGAGAUUACUCACAUAUCAAAAACCAAAACGAUCAGCGGAAAGCUUUCAGUUUGCGGUGACAAGAGCACGCACAAGUACAAAGGGAGAACGGUGACGUCAGAAGAUGAGAGGUUCGAAGCCGUCCGCCACUGCAGAUACGUCGACGAAGUCUAUCGGGAUGCUCCCUGGUAUUGCACCGUCGACUUUUUGAAAGAGCUCAAAGUCAGAUUACUCAAGAGUUUUUCAAAAAUUGAAGUUUUUUUUAGGUCGACUUCAUUGCCCAUGAUGCGAUCCCAUACACAGCUCCAGAUGAAGAAGACUUGUACGAAAAGUUCAGAAGAGAAGGUGAGAAAUCGCAUGAAAAUGAACGGAAAAAAUGACCAGAAAAGUUCAGGAAUGUUCGUUGAGACGGCGCGAACUGAAGGAGUCUCGACUAGCGACGUCGUCUGCAGAAUAAUCCGAGACUACGACAAAUAUGUCAGACGCAACCUUCAACGCGGAUACUCUCCGAAAGAACUUAACGUUGGGUUCUUAGCUGUGAGUUUAGCAUUUUUCUAACUGAUUUAAUUUUUUUCUUUUUCAGGCAAGCAAAUAUCAAAUUCAAAACAAGGUCGACUUUCUCAAAGAGAAAGGAUUAGAACUUCUCAACACUUGGAAAAGCAAAUCAGAUGAUUUUAUCAAAGACUUUAUUGAUACUUUCCACAAGGACGGCGGCCUGAAUGUGAGCGACAAAAAUUCCCAUGGGAAUUCGAAAAGUGGAACUGAAUGUCUUAUUUCAGCCAUUUUUUGCUGUUUUCUAUGCUUUCUUUCUGAAUAACCAUCAAGCUCUCAAAAUUCGUUUUUGUAAUUUUUUGCGAAAUGCAAAAUUGAUUUGGUUUUGAGUGUAAUAAAAUACGUUUGAUUGAAUCAGAUGAAAAACAAAAAUUUCAGGCGUUCCGCGGAAGACUGAAGGGCUUGGUGGCUUCUUCUCGGUCGCCGUCGCCGACCGAUGAAGAUGACGUCGUCUGCGAGACUGAGAAACAAGAAGACGAAGAGCCUCACAAAAAAACGGCCUCACUCACUGAAUCUAUGACUUACUUCCGGAAUGAAGUCACUAAAUUUUUAUUUUUUUGA